CACUGCUAGCACAGGAAAUGGCUCCAUUUCUGAAGACAGACAAUUUCAGACAAGUACCAGCACAAAAGAAGAAGAGACGAGGCUGAAGUAUGUUUCUAACGCCUGAACAUCAAACACAUCGCUUUACUCUCAUAUUUCUCUUCACGCUUGACACAUUGUUGAGGUGUGUACGAGGGGAUGGUGGCUCUUCUGGAGAUGAACCAGCCUCAGAAGUGAAAUAUGCCGUAAUAGGAACAGGGAUUGGCUUAUUUCUCGCCGCAUGCUUCAUCGCGAUAAAACUCUGCAUGAUUAGACGACACAUGCUUGACAACGAACCAUCAGAUGAUUCAAUGAGAAGACCAUCUACCAUGCAAUGCACUGAGCUGGAAGGCAGGAGAUGAAGCAAAUCUACUGCAGCCAAUCAGUCUCAGAAAGGACGACCAGCAGCUCAGGGCACAUUAUGUGACUCUCGUUCUGAGGUUUUAGUAAAGCCAUGAGGAACGAAGCUUUCUACUAUUCUACGUCCUGUCAAAGGGACUUAUUUACUUGAUCUUAUUGGUGCGAUUAGCCACUGAAUGUAUUGAUCGUUUAAUAAAGAGUGUUGGGUCAUUUUGAUUGAGAGGUUCCCAUUUUGUGUUUCUGCUGGAUUUGACUUGAGCGGGAAUCUCUCAAAGUUUGUAAAUAAAGGUGAUGUCAUGAAAAAGCUCACAGAUCAGAGGUGAAGCUUUCUGUUAUUGUCCUGAGUUGAACCAAAUUUGAAAUUUUCUGGUGUUAUUUGUGAUAAAAAUGCCUGAAUAUUAUGCAUCCAAUUGUUUGAUGUUAUGGUAUGGGCUCUAAAGGGAUGUGAUCCAGGCCGUAUUGUGUAAAAUUUCAACCUUUUACAACUGUACACAACUAUGUCCACAACACCCAGUUAUUAUGCCUGUAACCUGUGAACUAUGUAAGUAAUAUCAUUGGUCUGUAGCUUUGACUGUCACUCCAUUUUUGCCUGUAUAUCCAAAAUAAAAGGGGGCGCUGUUCCCACAUACUUUGG
This is a messenger RNA of Colossoma macropomum (tambaqui), 1012 nucleotides long. Its product is annotated as transmembrane protein 273-like. The record is from RefSeq and is a predicted model, not a curated record. NCBI's taxonomy places the organism in Eukaryota, Metazoa, Chordata, Actinopteri, Characiformes, Serrasalmidae. The transcript has 5 exons. The coding region runs from base 90 to 380 and encodes 96 amino acids.